CCAACUUCCUCGACUUUCUAGUCACGUGCACUCUCCCUUUGCAAAACUCACAAGCAACCACAACUCCUCAAUCUGCAACAUGGACGCCUCACGGCAGACCAGCAGAUCGACAUCAACUCUCGGGGCCAAAGAGGCCACCGACGAGGUAAACCUAGUCCGCACCGUCACCACCAACGAGCCGGUGCUCGUCAACGGCAAGCGGGUCCUCCGCGAGGAGGAUGCUUUCGAGAAGACCGCCUACGCGUGGUCAACUAGGAAGAAGUGGAUUCUUCUCACGGUCGUGGCUCUUUGCCAGACCUCGAUGAACUUCAACGCCGCCAUCUACUCCAAUGCGGUGGAGCACAUCAACACGGAGUUCGGCAUCACCAACGCGCGCAUGGGCAUGGUGGCUUUCCUCGUCCCAUAUGCGUUUGGUUGUGAGCUUUGGGCGCCAUGGUCCGAAGAGGUGGGCCGCUGGAUCAUCAUGCAGCUAUCCCUGUCGGGCGUCAACGUUUCCAUCGUCAUCUGCGCCCUCAGUCCCUCUUUCGCCGGCAUUAUCGCUGGCCGCGUCAUCGGUGGUCUCUCGUCCGCAGGCGGCUCUGUCACGCUGGGCAUGGUCGCUGACAUGUUCGACGCCGACUCUCAACAGCAUGCCGUCCUCUGGGCCUCUCUCUGGAGCUGUUUGGGCGCCGUCAUCGGCGGCAUCUGCGGUGGGCCAAUCCAGCAAUACCUACCGUGGCGCUACAAUUUCUGGAUCCAGCUCGCAUUCAGCGCCGCCACACAGAUCGUACAUUUCAUCGUCGCCAAGGAGUCGCGCGCUACCGUCAUGCUCGACAAGGAGGCCAAGCGCUUGCGCAAGAAAGAAGGACAGGACGUCUACGGCCCCAAUGAGGUCAAGACCUUGAAGGAGCGCUUCCCCGCGAAGGAAAUUCUCAAGACGUUCUGGCGCCCAUACGAGAUGCUCAUGUUCGAGCCUAUUGUGCUCUUCCUGUCGCUACUCAGCGGUUUCGCAGAUGCCCUUAUUUUCUCCUUCUUCGAGAGCUACGGGUACGUGUUCGCGCAAUGGGACUUCACACCGACCCAGAUCUCUUACGCCCUCAUACCCCUCGCCCUCAGCUACUGGUUUGCCUACCUCUCGUUUUUCCCUGUGGUCAGGCGGCAUAACCAGCGACGACGCAGCGGCGAAACCCUCAGCCCAGAGACCCGACUGUGGUGGCUGCUCUUUCAGGUCGUGCUGCUUCCUCUCGGACUCCUUGGUAGCGCCUUCGUCGCAACCGGUCCUCCCCUUCACUGGAUCGGCGUCCCCCUCUUCUCGGUCCUGAUCGGAAUGGCGAACUACUCCAUCUACUACGCUACUGUCGACUACAUGGUAGCAGCAUACGGAGAGUACAGCGCCAGCGCUACUGGGGGCAACGGCUUUGCUCGUGACUUCCUCGCAGGCAUGUGCGCCCUUUACACCGGCAAGAUGUACCACAGCCUCGGCAUCCGCAAUUCGCAGCUCUUGCUCUUCGGUCUCGCUGUUGCUUUCUGCAUCCCCGUCUGGAUCUUCUACUACUUCGGUCCACAGAUCCGAGCCCGCAGCAAGUUCGCCAUGGAGCUUGCCGGCAACAAGGAGAAGAAGGCGGCGACGAAGGUCGAUGCUAUUCAGCGGGACCGCGCUCACCGUGGCGAGGUCGAGGAGAUCAAGGAAGAAGCAUAGACGGGUUUCGAUAAGAAGAGGGGAGCAUUGGGACAGGUUUAAUGAGAAUGAUGAUGUUGAUGACAGUGUGCUUCAGCCCAGAUACCCCUGGAUUUGCAUCUGAGGUUCAUGAACCUUGGGAUGAUGGAACGUAUUUGUGAAGCGGCGCGAGACGAGCUCGCGCUUAGGGAAAAUGGAUCCGCGUUAUUAAUA
Molecule: messenger RNA, 1870 nt
Organism: Trematosphaeria pertusa
Lineage: Eukaryota; Fungi; Ascomycota; Dothideomycetes; Pleosporales; Trematosphaeriaceae
Product: MFS general substrate transporter
Exons: 1
Coding region: 80-1678 (532 amino acids)
Biological process (GO): transmembrane transport
Molecular function (GO): transmembrane transporter activity
Source: RefSeq, a predicted model, not a curated record